AUGGCUAGCAGACCAAUAGUUCAUCUGAUACAGAACUUCCAUGUUGCCUUCCUUGACAAAUCAUUCUUUCUUGUCAUUUAUCCUAUUGUUUUAAGCUUGGGGUUAUUGAUAAGAACAUUAUUAUCACAAGAACUGUUUGAUGAACUCAAGAAUUCAUAUUGGAUAUCUGAUCAAAACAUUAUCAACAAAACAUUUGCAGAUCAUGGUCUUGAAAUUUUCACCACGUUGAGUGUGCUUAUCUUUAUUGUUAGAAUUAUUGUUUCUGAACUUCAAAAUUUCAAAGUUCCAUUGUUACCAACAUCUUUUAAUUCGAAAAACAAGACGAUUGAGAAGAUUAAAAAGUAUUCCAAACUUGCUGUGCUAUAUGGGGCAAGAUAUGGUGUAACUUAUGGUAUCUUGCUUAUUCUUUUCAAAUUAAAGAAUUAUGAAUCAGUAUCAACAGGAGGUCAAUGUCAACCAAGAUUACAAAAUUCAGAUGAUGUAUCUACUCUUUCCAAAAGAUAUUUAAAGAUCUUGUGCUCACCAGGGGAAGAGUGGAUCCCAGGUUCUUUGAACAUCUCUGGUCAUUAUUUUUUCAUUGUUACAUUAAGCUUGUCACUUUUUUAUGAAUUAAAGAUUCUCCUUCAUUCCACAAUGGAUUCAAUUGAUAAAAGUUUUGAAGAGCAAGAUGAUGGGCUUGGUCUUUCUAAUAAGCUCAAAGUAUCAAUAGCUUCAGCCACACUCACUACUUUGUUAAUCUCCCUUGUAUUACUAGUUUGGAUUGGAACUUUAUCAGUGACUGCAAUAUUUUAUCAUACUAUCCGGGAAAAAAUCAUGGGAUUAGUAUUUGGAUAUCUUGCACCAGUUGUCAAUUAUGUUAUACUGGCAAGGUAUUAUGAAGUAUAG
Messenger RNA from Hansenula anomala, 885 nucleotides. RefSeq lists its product as uncharacterized. The transcript has a single exon. Gene Ontology annotation, biological process: lipid storage; lipid droplet organization; phospholipid biosynthetic process. Bases 1 to 885 code for a protein of 294 amino acids. Gene Ontology annotation, cellular component: endoplasmic reticulum membrane. The record is from RefSeq and is a predicted model, not a curated record. Lineage: Eukaryota; Fungi; Ascomycota; Saccharomycetes; Phaffomycetales; Wickerhamomycetaceae.